AUGGCGCCGGUGGUUCACCACCGGUUGCUCAUCCCCGGGAGCAACGAACCGAGCAGCCAGACCGUGUGCGCCAAACAGCAGCACGUUUGGCGACUAACAGAGCACCAGCCGAGGUGCUGCCCGCCGAGGCCCGAGCACGCGAGGAAGCGCGAGACGGGGCGGCGUGUGGGCCGCCCGGCGAGCAAAACGACUGGCGCCGCGAGCGUCGCGUGCGUCAAGGCUCAAGCAGUCGAGAAUGUCGAGAAUGUCGAGAAUGUCGAGAAUCGUGCGAUGCUGCAGCACUGCGCCAAGAGGCGCAGCAACCUCGACCCGGGUGUUGCUCGAGUCCGCAACGCCCACGGGGCGAAUGCGAUUGCCUGGUCCUAUCGCCAAACGGCUCUGCUCCUCCUCUUGUCUGGCAGCAAUCGCAAGCUGCGGCACACAGGCCGCGUUGGCGCAGAGGAGGCGGCAAGCCUCAACGCGCCUACCCGUGGCAUCCCGCCGGAUCGGGCCAAGACUAAGGCUGCAGGCGUCGGCCCCGGCUGCUGCGAGGGCGCGCCCUCCCGUUGA
This is a messenger RNA of Emiliania huxleyi CCMP1516, 549 nucleotides long. RefSeq lists its product as hypothetical. The coding region runs from base 1 to 549 and encodes 182 amino acids. The transcript has 2 exons. Lineage: Eukaryota; Haptophyta; Isochrysidales; Noelaerhabdaceae. The record is from RefSeq and is a predicted model, not a curated record.